Molecule: messenger RNA, 4214 nt
Organism: Kogia breviceps (pygmy sperm whale)
Lineage: Eukaryota; Metazoa; Chordata; Mammalia; Artiodactyla; Physeteridae
Gene: CNKSR3
Product: CNKSR family member 3
Biological process (GO): regulation of signal transduction
Cellular component (GO): membrane; cytoplasm
Molecular function (GO): protein binding
Source: RefSeq, a predicted model, not a curated record
UUCCGUGCGCCGGGGAGAGGGCCGCGCCGCCCGGGCUGAGCCGCGCCGGAAUGUCCCGCUGACCGCGUCAGUCAUGCAGCCUUGACGGGGCGCUCGGGCGCGGGGACCAGCCGCGGGGCGCGCCCUCCCGGGACGGGGCAACGGGCGCGGGCAGCAGGACUUUACCGCCGACUCCAGCCCCGCUGGGUGCCCAGUCAUCCACCAUGGAGCCCGUGACCAAGUGGAGCCCCAAACAAGUGGUGGACUGGACUAGAGGGUUAGAUGAUUGCCUGCAGCAGUAUGUCCACAAGUUUGAACGGGAGAAGAUAAAUGGAGAGCAGCUGCUGCAGAUUUCCCAUCAGGAUCUUGAGGAGCUGGGUGUCACACGAAUUGGACACCAGGAACUUGUGUUGGAGGCUGUCGACCUUCUCUGUGCACUGAAUUAUGGCCUUGAAACUGACAAUAUGAAGAACUUGGUUCUGAAACUGCGAGCAGCUUCCCACAAUUUACAGAAUUACAUAAGCAGCCGGAGAAAAAGUCCAGCCUAUGAUGGGAACACCUCCCACAAGCCCCCCAAUGAGUUCCUGACUUCUGUGGUGGAGCUCAUAGGCGCUGCCAAGGCCUUGUUAGCUUGGCUGGACCGGGCUCCAUUUACAGGGAUCACUGAUUUCUCAGUAACGAAGAACAAAAUCAUUCAGCUUUGCUUGGACCUGACCACUACAGUCCAGAAGGAUUGCCUUGUAGCAGAAAUGGAGGAUAAAGUUUUGGCUGUAGUCAAGGUUUUAAAUGGCAUCUGUGAUAAAACAAUCCGAUCUACCACGGAUCCUGUCAUGAGCCAGUGUGCGUGUCUGGAAAAAGUUCACUUACCAAACAUUAAACCUGGGGAGGGCUUGGGCAUGUACAUCAAAUCAACCUAUGAUGGACUGCACGUGAUUACUGGAACCACAGAAAAUUCUCCUGCAGACAGAUCUCAGAAGAUUCAUGCUGGUGAUGAAGUCAUUCAGGUUAAUCAGCAAACUGUGGUGGGAUGGCAGCUAAAAAAUCUGGUGAGAAAGUUGAGAGAGAAUCCUACAGGAGUUGUGUUACUGCUUAAAAAGCGGCCCACGAGUUCCUUCAACUUCACUCCCGCCCCCCUGAAAAACCUACGAUGGAAACCACCUCUGGUCCAGACCUCGCCUCCGCCCACGACCACUCAGUCCCCGGACAGCACGAUGGACGCCUCACUGAAGAAGGAGAAGCCGGCCAUCCUGGAUCUUUAUAUUCCUCCUCCACCGACCGUUCCCUACUCCCCCCGGGAAGAGAAUGGGAGUUCUGUUUACGGAUUCAGUAAAUGUAAACAGCCACAGCCUGGUCCUAAGGGUUCUGAGUCGCCCAAUUCCUUCCUGGACCAGGAAAGCCGGAGACGGAGAUUUACCAUCGCUGAUUCUGAUCAGCUGCCUGGGUAUUCCGUGGAAACCAAUAUUCUGCCCACAAAAAUGAGAGAGAAAACACCAUCCUACGGCAAGCCCCGGCCUUUGUCCAUGCCUGCGGAUGCGAGCUGGAUGGGGAUUGUGGACCCUUUUGCUAAACCUCGAAGUCAUGGGAGGAAAAGUGAGGACGGCCUUUGCCGGUAUUUCAGUAAUGAGCGGAUCUCUCCGAUCAUCGAAGAAAGGUCAUCCCCAUACCGUUUCUCAAGGCCCACGACCGAGAGGCAACUGGUCCGAGGUGCAGACUACAUCCGAGGCAGCAGGUGCUACAUCAGUUCAGAUCUCCACAGCAGCGCCACGAUUCCAUUCUCAGAGGAAGGGACCAAAAAGAAAGCCAGCUCCUCGGCAGCUAAGUCCUCUUCUCCAGAACCGUCCCUGCUGGUCAGCUGGUUUACUCGCCUGAAACUAUUGACUCACUGAGCCCUGCAUUCCCGGGACCCUCCCUGUCUCCUGCUACCAAGUGCCUUGCUUCCACAAUCAGCAACUUGUUCUGAUUUUCAUCCACAGUAUUAUGCAGCGACUUUAUGCGAUUUCGUGGGUUUUCUUUUAUCUUUUUUUCGUUUUUUUAGAAAGUUGUGUACUGCACUUGGAACUUUGAAGUCAUUGGAUGGGAAUAAAUCCAGAGAAUCUUAGAUGCUGGCUUAUGGAGACCAAAGGAGAGAAAUGGGGAGAGUCUGCUUUUUUUUUUUUUGCUUCCUUAAGAGUCGGAACACGGAGACACCCUCUCUAAACCAGAGCCUUGGCCGGGAACGUUACGGUCAUUAUGAGGAGCUGGGCCAUUGUUCUUUUUAGGGGGGUGGGCCUAGAGUUGGUGGCCGCUGUCACACAGAUGUGUUGGGUUUUGGUCCAACUUCUUCACCUGAAAAAGCCAGUGGAGAAAACGGUUUUGUUUUGAUUUUUCAAGCUAUAUACCACAUGUGUAAGUGUAGCAGCUUUGACUUUGAAAUAACACGUGAGAAGCAUCUGAUGCUCUUUCAGAGCAGAGGUUUGAGUGUAGGCCAGUUACACUUAGUUAAUGCCCUUUUCAUAAGUCUCAGCGUAAGUCAGUUAGUACAGAAACACGUGAAGAUGUUUAGGUAGGGCUUACUACACACAGAGAAGUUUAUGGUUAUUUGUGAAGCGUGUUGUAUAUUAUUGUCUUUAAGGGAAAAGAAGCUAUAAGAUUUGCUGACAGCCAAAGUUUCAUUGAGAAAAAGGAAGCACCCAUACUUAGGUUUAUGAGAGAGACAUCAGUUUGCAUUUUGACCUGUUCAAUGACUAUCUUCUAGAAAAGAAUGGACAGUUCUUCAAAAUUGUACACAUUUUGCUAAUUAGAAAUCUUGGAAAAUCUCACGGUCACUCAUUUUCAACUAGCAUCAGGUAUUUUGGAAAAGUGUGUCUGGAUAUUAACUCUUGUUUAAACUGAAUGUAUGAUAUUUUGCUAGAACGGAAAAGUACUAUCUUGUUAAUUUAAGUGUUUUAAAUAUAGUUGUAUAUUUUUCUUACUCUUAGUCACAUGUAAUUGAUAUAUUUCUGUUUUGUGUCCUACAUGAAGCUAACGAAAAAAGUGUUCAGGAUGUUUUCAGGUUUACCGGUGACCACCUCGGCUGUUGCCACUGUGGGCACUAUUGUUCAAAAAGCAAAAUAAACCCUCCCAACCAUUUUAGGAUUUUAUGGAUUAGAAAUGGGGGCGUUGAGGGAGCGUGUGUGAAGUAAAAUUACAUUCGGAGAAUUUUCUGAGCUGUAUCCCUGGGCAAAGCUGGUAUCUCCUGUUCAAAAAUAUCUUCCCCUCAUCCCUUGAAUUGUCUACUUUGCUGAACUGCCUGAAAUUGGAGAUUCCUUGCAGUUAACAUCUUCCUUUUAAAAUGCCUCUGGCGGGACUUCCCUGGCGGUCCAGUGGUUAAAACUCCACGCUUCCAAUGCAGGGGGUGCAGGUUCAAUCCCUGGUCGGGGAACAAAGAUCCCACGUGCUGCACGUUUCGGCCAAAACAUUUUAGAAAAAUAAAAGCCUCUGGUGGGGUUAAGGGAGCUGGGAACCACUCGCAUAUUAGCGUGAAUGAAUUCAGUCAGGCUGUUUGCCUGUCAACCAACCCCCAAGGGAACUGCAGUGAAGAUAUAGUUGUUUCAUGGGGAAUGAAAAGGGGUUUGGCCAGUGGAGGAAAGAAGAGGCUUGGAAUGCGUGAUUCAUUGGAUGCUUGACAAUACAGUAUAAGGGCAGAGCGGGGGCGGGGAAGUCUGGUAACAGGGCACUGAUGACUAGGAGGGACCAUAGAAAAGGGGGAGAGCCAACCCUUGCCCUUUGACUGUUAGCGUGGCCCAGAAAAUGGGGUGGCAACUCUUCCUCGCACUCUCCAGAUCACUCUCAGAUCCCCUGAGUAAUGAGUUUAGUGGUUUUGGAGCUCUUAGCUGGAGGUCAGCCCCUUUUCUGUGGAGUAAAUGUCCUUUGUGAUCAAAUGACCAUCCUUAAAUGAAUUUUCAGUGCCCAACUCAAGUACGGUAAUUGUACCCAAUCAGUGUUUUUCAGACUGUUCCCUGAAGUCCUAAGGGGAGGCCACAGAAGUUUCUGGAUUCUCUACCUUCAAUCAGCCUCCACCGCUUCAUUUUUAUUUUUAUUUGGGAUUUUCUCCUGAAAUGUGUUUGAGAAAUAGAUUGCUGCUUAAAGAAGUUUCUAUGUAUCUUUACUGUUGACAUAUAUAAUUAAUAGUUUAAUACUAAUUUCUUAGAAAUUAAUGGAAACUGCUUGCCUCAGUAAUAAUCCAGGUUUAAUGGUAGACGUGUGAACAUAUGAAG